CGCCUUCCUCUACUCUCUCGCUCUCUCUCACUCCCUCUCUCCAGGCUGUGCCUCAUUGGUGUGUCCUGAUUCCCUUUUUCCAUUAGGCUCCAGGCCCAUUGGUCGUCCGCCUUCCAACCAUUAUCUCCACUCGUCCACCCCUCUUUCAUCCUGUCUCCCUCCACUCUGCCUCCUUACAUGCCCAGUCAUCUCUGAAGUCGUUAAUUAAAAAAAACGGGGAAAAAAAACAAAAAAGAGUUUGCAUGCAUUGCGGGAGCAGAAGUUUGCAGUGAGCACAGUAAAUGAAUUGGGAGAGAAGUAAAGGGAAGGCUGUCAGAAAGAAGAGGAAGCACAUUUGGGAGAAAAGUUUAAAGAGAAGACUGCAGCUGAAAAUGAGUCUGGAGGAGAUGUGGUGAGCAUUUCCUCUCCAAGUGAAUGCCAGUGGGUUAGAGUGGAAGCCGAGGUCUGGAAGAACUGUCUCAACACCAAACCAUUGCAGAUGGAGGUGGAUGCGGACGAUAAGCACCACCGCACACGCUCCAAAGUACCUGUGGAUCCUGCAUUAACACAGCUUUUCAGUGUGUAUGGAUGCCCUAUGGCCAAGAAGAGAAAGAGUCUAGACAGACAAACCUUGGAGACCUCCCCCAAAAGAAGCACCUACCUAGAUGACAUGGACAACUCCACAAUGGAGGAGUGCUACGAGACAGACGGAACAGAGGAGAUGGGCGACAGAGAGGAGGAAGAGGAUGGAGCGCUCGAGGAGGAGGAGGAGGAGGAGGACGGUGAGGUGGAGGAGGUUGAAGGCUAUAUGGACUACAACGAAGAGCAAAUGGAGCAUGAGGAAGGCGAGAUGGGAAGAGGGGAGGGUGAGGAAGAGGUAGAUGUGGAGGAUGAAGAAGAUGAAGAAGAGGAAGAGAGGGUGGAGGAGGAAGAAGAGGAGGAGACAGUGGCUGUGGAGGACUAUGAAGAGGGGGAAGAGGAGGAAGGAGAGCAAGGGCAAGAGGAGGAUCCGAUGAGCGGUGGUGAGGGCGGUGCUGGAGAUGGCAGUGGCGAGAAUGCCAAGUCAGGUUCCACAGCGGAGAAGGAUGACAACAACAACGACGAGUAUGAAAACUAUGACGAGCUUGUGGCCAAAUCGCUGCUUAAUCUGGGCAAGAUCGCAGAAGAUGCCGCCAACCGGGCAAUGACAGAGUCAGAGAUGAACAGCAACUCCUCUCACAGUGCUGAGGAAGAAGAAGAGGAGGAGGAGGAGGAUGAAGAGGAAGAAGAAGAGGAGGAGGAAGAAGAGGAGGAAGAGGAGGAAGAAGAAGAAGAAGAAGAGGAGGAAGAGGAGGAGGACGAGGAAGAAGAAGAGGAAGAGAGCGAGGAUACACCAACAGAUCAUCAACAUGAUCUGAGUUUGGACGUUCAUAGUGACGUGGUUAGAGAGACUGUGGACUCGCUCAAACUCCUGGCACAAGGACAUGGUGCUGUCUUGUCAGACAAUUUAGAGGGACAGGACUAUGAGGAAGGCAUUGCUGUAAAUGGAGACUGUUCCCACAACGGCAUCGGUAUGCACAAUGGUGGUAAUGGACUAGGGAAGAUCACCGGUAAUGGACAAUUAGAAAACAGUGAUGAGGAAGUUUGUCUAAGCAGUCUGGAGUGCCUACGGAAUCAAUGCUUCGAUCUUGCUCGGAAACUCAGUGAAACGAAGCCCACAGACCGCAACGGGUCAUUCCAGCAGAAUCAUUAUCUAUGCGGGGACAUGAACCAGCAGCCCCAACAUCACGGUUAUGGGGAGUUCCAGCAUAGCCAGGAUGACAGACGAGCGCUCGACAGGAACUAUUCAGACAUGGACAAUCUCUUGAAGCUUGAGGAGCAGCUGAGCCCGCGGUCCAAGGCCUUCGCUAGUUGCGUACAGGGCGACCGGUUUCACCACCGGGACUUCGACGAAGACACGGCAUCUGUGACAUCCGACAGGUCAGAGGAAGUGUUUGACAUGACAAAGGGCAACCUGUCCUUGUUGGAAAAGGCCAUUGCGUUGGAGUCCCAACGUGCGAAGGCGCUGCGUGAUAAAAUGGAGGCGGAAGCAACUAGGAGAGACGGAGUGAGGUAUGGCCACGACGACCACGGCUCACGGCAUGCCUAUGGCGUUGAGCGUAAAGGACGACUCCAUGAUGGAAUGAAGAAGAUUUUCUAUCAUAAAGAUGCUUCCCGUGCAGACAAGAAGGAGAGCCGCUGUCCGACACCGGGCUGUGACGGCACGGGUCAUGUGACUGGCUUGUACCCCCACCAUCGAAGCCUGUCGGGCUGUCCGCACAAAGACAGAGUGCCACCAGAAAUUGUGGCUAUGUAUGAGAACGUUCUUAAGUGUCCUACGCCUGGCUGCACUGGACGCGGCCAUGUCAAUAGCAACAGAAACUCCCACAGAAGUCUGUCUGGAUGCCCCAUCGCUGCAGCCGAGAAGCUGGCCAAGGCCCAGGAAAAACACCAGAGCUGUGACGGCUCCAAGCCCAACCAGGCUUCUGAUCGAGUCUUAAGCACGCCCCGAUCCAACCUGGCCAAGGAGCUGGAGAAGUACUCCAAGACCAGCUUUGACUACAGCGCCUUUGAGGCCACCAACAACCACCAAGUGUACGGGAAACGGGCCAUUGCACCCAAGGUUCACGGGCACAGGGAUACCUCCCCUAAAGGAUUUGACGCCAAGCGCUACUGCAAGAACUCCAGCUCAGCCAGCAGCACCAGCAGCACCUACGCUCCCAGCAGUAGCAGCAGCAGCCUGAGCUGUGGAGGUGGAGGAGGGGGUGUCGGAGGAGGCGGAGGCAGCAGCGCCAGCAGCACCUGCAGCAAGAGCAGCUUCGACUACAGCCACGACAUGGAGGCCGCACACAUGGCCGCCACGGCCAUCCUCAACCUGUCCACACGCUGUCGGGAGAUGCCCCAUGGAAUGGGGGGAAAACCCCAGGAUCUGUGCUCGCAGAGUCCCAGCCUGGAUGUUGACGAAAACGGUACCUUGGACCUGAGUAUGAGCAAGCGUCUGUGCAGUGGCGGAGGGGACUCCGUGCUCACCCCGCUAGAGCCCAUGUCCCCCCAGAGGCAAGCUGCCCUUCUGGGUUCCCGCUGCUAUGGGAUGGGGGACGCUGCCGACUGUUGGGACCUCCCUGUAGACUACACCAAGAUCAAACACAUAGAUGAGGACGACAAAGAGGAUGACCUGGACCCCUUCCAAGACCUGCUGGAGGAUCGCUCCUACACCACAGAUGUUAACAUGCCCAGUCCCAAGCCCAAGUAUGCCCAGUGCAAGGAGAGUAAGAAGGACCUGAUAACAUGUCCCACACCGGGGUGUGACGGAAGUGGUCACUUGACGAGCAAUUUCGCCUCACAUCGAAGUCUCUCAGGUUGUCCAUUAGCUGAUAAAAGUAUUCGGAGCAUGCUGGCCAACAACGCGCAAGAGCUCAAGUGCCCGACACCAGGGUGCGAUGGUUCGGGACAUAUCACUGGCAACUACGCCUCUCACAGAAGCCUCUCAGGGUGUCCACGGGCCAGGAAAAGUGGGAUUAAGAUCAUCCACAGUAAAGAGAACAAGGAAGACCAAGAGCCUAUCAGGUGUCCUGUUCCUGGUUGUGAUGGUCAGGGUCAUGUGACAGGAAAGUAUGCAUCCCACAGAAGUGCAUCAGGAUGUCCCAUAGCAGCCAAGAGACAAAAAGAUGGCUACCUAAACGGCAUCCAGUUCACGUGGAAGUCUGGCAAGACGGAGGGAAUGUCCUGCCCCACGCCGGGCUGCGACGGGUCGGGUCACGUCAGCGGCAGCUUCCUGACGCACCGGAGCCUGUCAGGCUGCCCACGUGCCACCUCCGCGAUGAGGAAAGCCAGGCUCUCCGGAGUGGACAUGCUCACAAUGAAGCAGCAGCGCAGCAGCAAUGGGUUGGAUCACGAAGAGGAGCUCAAACAUCUGGAUGAAGAAAUCAAAGACUUAAGUGACUCAAAUUCACAAGUGGAAGCAGACAUGAUCAAACUCAGAACUCAGAUCACCACUAUGGAGUCCAACUUGAAGUCCAUGGAGGAGGAAAACAAGGUGAUUGAACAGCAAAAUGACUCUCUCCUGCAUGAGCUGGCCAACCUCAGCCAGUCACUGGUUAACAGUUUAGCUAAUGCCCAGCUCCCCCAUAUGAAACCGCUGGCACACAAAGAACCUCUUCUUCGGACUAACAGCUGCUUACAGCUCCACCAGCAAGAGCCAAUCGAACAAAACUUUGAUGCCUACGUCACUUCCUUAACGGACAUGUACACAACCCAGGAGCAGUACCACAGUCCGGAAAACAAAGCCUUGUUGGACAACAUCAAGCAGGCGGUCCAAGGGAUCCAAGUGUAACCAUUUGGCAAAGGCAGCCUCACGUUCACCCCUGCAAGAUGUGGGCCGUGUCUCAGAAUCCUCAAGAGCGGUGAAGGUUCCAUCUCCUUGGUGCAGAGCAGUUACUGAUAAUGUACAGUGUUAUAUAUUCUGAAUACUUUAAGAAAAAGAGAGGUAUUAUGCUUAGCAAGAGACGUUAAGACAAUUUCUUUUCUUUUCGGGGGUCUUGCUUCGAGGAAGAACACAAAAGCAUAAACAGCAAAAUAGUUUUUGAGGACAUUUUGUACGUUUUCAUAUGAGCUGACAGUGUCAUGUAAUGUUUCUAGCUGCUCACAUAUGCACAUUUUAGUGUAUACUACUGAACAGUAAGCUGAUACUAACGGAACAGUUCUUUUUAUUGCUUGACCACAGAGCAUUUUCAAUGAAAAACAAAAGCUGAGCUAGACAGUGAUAUAAAAGAACAAAAACUCAUAAAGAGGAAACAACAAUGUUUUUGCCUCAACGGGUGGUUUUAAAUUUUGUUUUUGUUUUUUUCUUCUGUCUUGCUUGUGGAGUGUUCAAGGGCAAGAGCUGGCUUGCAAAUAUCUUUAUUUUCUACAAUGCUUGAAAAAAAUUGUUUGUGUUUUGUUUUAUUAUUUACAAAAAUGUGUAGCUGAACAGGGGGGAUUUGUAAUUGGUGCUGUCAAUGAAUCUGGAGGGGGGCAACUGACCGGACGUACAGUAUGUAUGAAUGUAUGUAUGAGCAGUUAUAUUGUAAACAUCAUUACACGGAAACCCGAUGGUGGAGAUCCCAUUAUUUAGGAGACCAAAUUAAUUCCCAGGGGAACAGUGCAUGUGCAUUGUACGAUCACAUGCAUCUCAUCAUAUAAUCUCAAUUCCAAAUGUAUAGACAACGACCUAGAGACAUCACUCAUAUCCUCCUAUUAAAUCCAAACUGUGUUGCUAGAAUCAGAAAUAUUUCAGCAAUAUAAAAAGUAAAUCAUUUGUUUAUUGUAGUUAGGAGAUACAAUCUGCAAAGCAACAAAAUAUAGGGUAUAUGCAAUUUCUUGUUUAUGAACAAAGUGGGGCAACACUAAUCUUUCUAAUAUAGCCUUGUAAAAUAGUGAUUUUUUUAUACAAAUCUUUUAAUACGAAAAAGUUUUUUAAAAUGUAGGAGGAAUCUGAUAGUUGAGUUGUCAAAGUGAAACGUUCGUUCCACUUUUUUCUGUAAUAUUUUGCACAGGGACACCUUCGUUUCCAUGUUUUGAUGUUCUUACAGAACUAAAAGCAGUACCCGAGAGACGAAAAGGAGGGUUUUGUAAAGAGUAUUUAUAGACAGGAGGACUUACAGGGUCACUGUCCCCACAUAUGUGCCAGUAGACUAUUUGCACUUGUCCUUGAAGAUAUUAUCCUUACAUAUGGCGACGUGCAAUUUUCCAGGUGACCUCUUUGGCACACAAUUGGAGCAACUAAGAGCUUGGAGCCACUGUGUGGAUUAAGUACCACUGAAAAAGGAAGAACAGGGAAGAGGAUGACUAUAACCAUAGCAGUUGUACUGUAGGCUAUUGUAAAAACAUGAUCAAUGUUCAUUUUUGCUAUGUUUUAGGAAGAUGACGUUAUCCCCCAGCAGCACUUUAUAUCUAAUCACUGUACAAAGGAAUUAAGAAAUGAAUCAAUUCAAGGUUUUAAAAAAGAAGCAGAAGACAACAAAGGCCUGGUGAAACAAGACCUUUUGAGAGUGAUACAAUCCAGCAUCACACACCCAGCGUGACUGUAUGCACUUCUCCAUUCUGUUGUUCUAGUUGUUAGCGGUCAUCAGAUUUUGCCUUGUCCUGAGCGAAUGCAGCUGAAUCUCAUCGAAUGAACUUUGGCAGUCCCACUGCCAGGAGUCUCUCCUGCGCAUCAUCCAUAACUGCAUUUGCCUUUUUCCACGGCAUUGUGUCUGCAGCUUUUGCCAAUAUAGUGAUGCUUCAGUAGACUAAUUGCUCGUACAAGUUUUUGGGAUUAAUUGUCAUUAUCAGUCAAAACGGAAAAAGGGAUUCUUAAAGCACAAACUGCUCAUCUGAGGUUGGUACGUAAAUAACAAAUCUGAAGGGUUAUCUGUGACUAUCUAUAGGGAACACAAAAAGGUUGCCAUAUAUUUAGAAUGAUGACUUUUCAUUUUUAAAAUCAAAUGUCAUAUCAUCAGAGUUUACUACUUUAUUUGCACCAUUUCAUUUUAAGAUGGGUUUCACUGACCAUGAACAAAGACUGGAUUUUGUAUAAACUAUUGUGCUCUCUGUGGAACUGAAGUUUGAUUUAUUUUUGUACGACACAGCAUGGAUUUGUUGACAUUUUAAUUUUGCUAUAAAUGUGUGGGAUCACAAGUUGCUGUGAUAUUUCCUUUAUAAAUUGUGAACUUUGUACAAUUUUUGUCAUGCUGGUUGUUGACACAUCUUACUCGAAUAAAGAAAAAUGUGUUGCCAGAGGCCUGUAAAA
Messenger RNA from Phycodurus eques (leafy seadragon), 6766 nucleotides. RefSeq names its product myelin transcription factor 1-like, b (gene myt1lb). The transcript is spliced from 23 exons. Gene Ontology annotation, cellular component: nucleus. The record is from RefSeq and is a predicted model, not a curated record. Gene Ontology annotation, molecular function: zinc ion binding; RNA polymerase II cis-regulatory region sequence-specific DNA binding; DNA-binding transcription factor activity, RNA polymerase II-specific. Lineage: Eukaryota; Metazoa; Chordata; Actinopteri; Syngnathiformes; Syngnathidae. The coding region runs from base 479 to 4330 and encodes 1283 amino acids. Gene Ontology annotation, biological process: regulation of transcription by RNA polymerase II.